Messenger RNA from Marchantia polymorpha subsp. ruderalis, 3010 nucleotides. NCBI's taxonomy places the organism in Eukaryota, Viridiplantae, Streptophyta, Marchantiopsida, Marchantiales, Marchantiaceae. The record is from the annotation of a GenBank genome assembly.
GGAACUCGUGUCCACGGGCUGCCUCGAGUGCAACCACCACCAUUGCGCCCAUCGACAGCCCGAGCUCCGCCAUCUGGCCCUCCCCGCCCGUGCUCCGUCGAUGGCCACAGCUCCUCCCUUUGCCCUUCCCCUUCGCACGCAUUCGUAUCGAAUCGGCCGAAUUCUUGAACUCGCGCGAAUUCGUCCUUGACAGAUUCCCUUUUGUGUGCACGAUUAUGCCUCCGAAUUCUCAUGAGUCGGUGUGAUGCUCUGUGUGGCGAAUUGCUGUCAUGAAUCGAGGAGGAGAGGAUCCGCACGGCUCCCAGUGGGACAUUGCGUCUGCGGGUUGUGAGGAAGAUGUGUGCAACGAAAUUGGCAUCUGCAUCUCUCGUCGUCGUCGCAGCACUCGGCAGCGAUGACAUGGGAAGGAAAAUUAGGGUUUUGCCACGAACUUCGAAGUAUGUGAGGAUCAGUGGCGUGUUUUGCUGGACAAGCUGGGAAGCAGCUUUAAGGAGUCGGCUGCGAGCCCUUGCAACCUGACCUUGCUCCUCGUGGGGCACCCCGCAUAACGGCCAAUUGGGAUCGAUAUUUGAGUUGCUGUUAUCAUGGCCACCACUCGUAUGAUUCUACAGGUUCUGGAGACUUAUCAAAAAGCUCGUAUAACCUUUGCCCAAACGGUGGCAGAAUUUUCUAGCAAACCUACGAAUGUAGAGGUGCUUCAUAAUGCCGGGUGCAUGCAGCUGUUGAGGCCUCUCUUGUUGGACAGUGUGCCUAAUAUUCAACAGACUGCUGCCCUUGCUCUCUCACGACUUGCUGGCUACAGUGAGGAACUGUCAGAAGCUAUUGUGCACGAGAACAUCCUGAUUCAGCUUGUGUACUCUCUUAGGGAACAAAACCGGUACAACAAAAGAGCAGCAGCGUCUGUUUUGAGGGCUAUAGCCAAACACUCUGCACCAUUGGCUCAAGCAUGUGUCGAUGCAGGGGCAGUGCAGCCUUUAGUUUUAUGCUUGGAGGAGUUUGAUCCCGCUGUGAAGGAGGUCGGCGCCUGGGCUAUAGGGCACAUUGCCCGCCACACUCCAGACUUAGCUCAGACAGUUGUCGAUGCUGGAGCAGUGCCUCUACUUGUGCUUUGCGUACAGGAACCAGAACUGUCACUGCGGCGAUGUUCAGCGGCAACGUUGUCUGAUAUUGCUAAACACACCCCGGAGCUCGCUCAGGGUAUAGUUGAUGCUGGGACAGUUCCCUUCGUUGCUCCUCUCAUCACGCAUACCGAUGCCAAACUGAAGCGAGAGAUCUGUGCGGUAUUAUUCCAAAUAGCCAAACACACGACAGACUUAGCGGAGGUUAUUGUUGCUGCUGAUAUAUUCCCGAGGAUCUUCACUUUGCUGAAGGACAUGGAUCCAAUGGUUAGAAGGAAUGCUGCUUCAGUAGCCCGUGAGGUUUGCAAGCACACGCCUGAGUUAGCCCAGCUUAUUGUUGCUACGGGUGGUGUGGCGGCCCUUGUGGACAAUGUCUCGGAAGUCACAGGGAAUGAGCGUUUGCCUGGUAUCAUGGCCUUGGGUUACAUUGGAGCAUUCACAGAGGCUCUCGCUCUCACAGUCAUUGCCUCGAACGGGCUUCCUCCUCUGAUGGAUGCACUAAAAAAUGAAAUUGAGGAUCACAUCAAGAGUGCUACUGCAUGGACUUUGGGCCAGGUUGGAAGGCACACUCCGAACCACGCUAAAGCAGUAGCAGAGAUAGGCGUUCUGCCACAUCUAAUUUUGUUGUUUAUAUCUAAAGUUAGCAGCGAAGACUUGCAGACGAAGUGUAAGAAGGCGUUCAAGAGCAUUGUCGACCGACUUACAUACUUUCCAGCUCUUGAUUCGUUAUUCCAGGGUCCACCAUUGCCCGAGGAACUGAUGAUGUAUGUAGUCAAACAAUUGUCAAAGAUAAUACCAAAUGACAAUGAUGCACGGACGAAGUUCGUUACCUCUGGAGGCUUUGCCAAAGUCCAGCAAUUGCAAGCAGAGCAAGGUAGCGAGUUAAGGGAGUACAUCGAUACACUGAACAAAGCCUAUCCCAUAGAAAUAGUCCACUACUACUCUCCAGGAUACUCAGAAAUUCUACUGCAGACUUUGACGGGCGCCAAAGGCGCGAAGGAACCUGCCGGUGGAAAAGCAACCCCACCUCCCGGAAAAGCAACCCCACCGAAAUCCCCCCCACCGAAGCCCACGAAGCCCAAAGCUUAGCUUACCAUUCACUGUCCUUUGUGUACUUUCAAAGCGAUCAUUUCAUCUGUGUAUACUACUUCUGAAGCAAAGCAAUUUCAGUUCGCCUCCUACCCUCUUCUCCGAGAGAAUCAAAGAUCACUGAAUUUCUCAUCCCUGUGGACAUCUUUUGAACUCCCCGAAUCGACCUGUAUGACAUUGUUCAGUGUGAUCGGAAACGGACUUCUGAAUCCUCUGCGUCCUCAGAUGGAUCUCGAUUGUACUAUGGUGUGCUUGGAUCAAAUACUCUCCUUGCUCAAGAGUCCAAUGCGAGAGUCACCUGGAGAAAUGUAGUUGAAACCGAGUAUUGUCGGUAGUCAUCGAACGUAAUGAGUAUGACCUGGACCGCAUAGCUACUUCAUCUCCAGCCUUCCUCGUUGAUCCAGAUGAGCGGAUGACACCCACGAAGGUAGGCAAGUGGGAGGAAAAGCAGGCCAUUGAUCGCGACCAAACCACGACCAUCUGCUGAUUAACAAUUUGUAAAUUCGACGAUGAAAAUAUGUUUUGUAGAGCUAGCUGAAGGCAAGUUCCAUCAUACGACGCGGCCUGUGAGAAUCUAUGUCGUUCUUCGGAAUAAAAUCGUCAGAUUUUGGCCGAUUCUCCAAAACCAUGAUGCUAGUCCACAACCUCCAUUUAUUGGAAUACUCAGUAUGGGGUACCGAGGACAAUAGUUAGAAGGAUUGGAAGACCCCGUGAAGACAUGUAGGCAUGAAACCAAGUGGGUAUUGUGGGGCUAGCAGCCUACUAGCAAAAUUAGAUAUGUCUUAAAUACAUGGAACAUGUCU